Molecule: messenger RNA, 6207 nt
Organism: Lytechinus pictus (painted urchin)
Lineage: Eukaryota; Metazoa; Echinodermata; Echinoidea; Temnopleuroida; Toxopneustidae
Product: NCK-interacting protein with SH3 domain-like
Exons: 10
Coding region: 246-2195 (649 amino acids)
Biological process (GO): endocytosis
Molecular function (GO): protein binding; Arp2/3 complex binding
Source: RefSeq, a predicted model, not a curated record
GUCAACGUUAAAAGUUUACAUGCAAGACUCUCUUAUGACACCUAACUACCCAACCAUAAGUCACUUUUCAACCAAACUUGGAUGGUAGAUGGACUUGGGGGACCUGCAUGUUAUGCUGCAGUCAGAGGUCACAUGGUAAGGUCAAAGGUCAUUUUCAGGUCAACGUUAUAGUUUACAUGCAAGACUCUCUUAUGACACCUAACUCCGCAUCUGUAAGUCGCUUUUCAACCAAACUUGGAUGGUAGAUGGACUUGGGGGACCUGCAUGUUAUGCUGCAGUCGGAGGUCACAUGCCUGACCAUGUAUCGUGCAACCUUUUCCUUCAACUCCAAAGACUCAACAUCAUUGAGCUUCAGAGAAGGUGAGGAUUUCACUCUUCUUGAUAAAACAGACCAACACUGGUGGCAUGUUAUGAAUCAUUUGGGCCAGACUGGGUAUGUUCCUGCCAACUAUAUGGAGAAAGGUCAAGCAUCCAAUGAUGAAGUACUCAGAUCCAUUGAGAGAGCAAUUGAAUUCAUUCAUCUGGCUGCUACUGAGAAAGGAGGCUCACUUUCACACCAACAGCGGGAUAAUUUACAGAAGCUUGUUCAACAUCGGCAGUCUACUCUGCAAGGUGAUUCUGUGUCAUCAGAUAAACAGCCCAAAAGAAAAGCCCCAGACCUUCCUCGACAGACUUCUACUGAGCUUCGAAGAGCACCUCCACCGCCUGUACAAAAUAAGUCUCCAACACAACCAGAACAAGCAGCAGGAUUAUCUUGCACUCCUAGGUCAUCAACAAAAGCUAGAGCUGCCCCUAAGCCACCCCAAAGGAAUGAAAGUACGAAGCAAAGCCCUCAAGAUCAAAUUGACUCACAAGAUUCAAGCCAAACAUUAGCAUCUUCUACACUAAUGUCAACAACUAAAUCUGACAGGGAAAUGUCAAGUAACAACAGUUCAGGAUCCUCCGAACCCGUCAUACCAAAGGGUCUACUUGGUGAACUCGUAGAGCAGGUCAGAACAGAAACUAAUUUGAGCUAUGACAUGUCGAAACAAGCAGUGAGAACCAUCUUGCAAGGAGUUGGAUCUGCAGUACCUCAGGUUGCAAAUGUCAUGGCUGCAAUUCUCUCAAGUUUGACUAGUGAUCUAAAUAUGACAAGUUCUAAUAUCAUUAUUGAAGGUAGCAGAGACCAUGAAAGGUUAGAGGUCAUCUUUAAAGAAUUAACAGCUUGUAAAGACGAUGCACAGCAGAGGAGUUGGGCUUUGUAUGAAGAUGAAGAAAUCAUCAGUGAUCACUUGAAAGAACUCAUCACAAUAUUAUGUGAUGCAGAUCCACGAGUUUGUAAAGCAGUGGUUAAGAAGGAUCACUUUGAAUACAUACAUAAUCUGGUUUUAUACUAUCAAAUGGAACAACGGUCAUCUAUUCGUAUGCUCUUACUGAAGGUGUUUGGAGCGUUGUGUAACCUUGAUCGUGAGGCUUUAUCUAGUCUUCUAAGUUCAGUCUUGGUAGUGGAACUGGCUAGGGAUAUGAAAACAGAUCAGGAAAACAUCCCUAAACUCUGCUAUUCAGCUCUUGUUGCUACCAUGUUGUUAUCUACUGGAGAACCAAUUCCAUUCAGUCAUUAUGAUCAACUGAAUGCAGACUUUGUAAACUUCAUGUUAGAUUGCAUUGAAAACCCUCCACCUGCUGAUGAACUAGAUCAAGUACCAGACUUGUUUGUUAAUCUCAUUCUUGCCUUUAAUCUCCAUCUCAGAGUUCCUGCUGAUAGUAUUUUAAUGAAAGUGUUAGCUGAAAAGAGGAAUACAAGGAGUUUUGGUGAAAGGAUAAUGCUUCUCAUCAAUAGAGGAGUGGAUCCUGUGAAGAUGUUUGAUCAUUGUUCAGACACACAAGACUCUCUUCUCAAGUUUAUGGCAGACAUGUUUUCGAGUCCUGCAACCUCAGACCUCUUCUACUCUAAUGAUAUGAAAGUAUUGAUUGAUAUCAUUGUUAGGCAGAUAACAGAUUUGUGUCCAGGUGAUCAAAUGAGAACAGAAUAUUUAUCUCUUAUCUUCAGUAUCUUUACCAAUACUUCAUACUGGGAGGAUUGUCACAGAUUAUCAGAGUUUGAGAGAGCUUUUGCUGCAAUAGCAACAGAAGAGGGAAAAGAGAGUGAACAGGACCAACUGAUCAUCAAAGAGAUUCAACAGACCUUCGGGUCAAAGUUCACAAGAAAAUUUUAGAGACCAUACAUCUUCCAUUUCCAUAGCACAAACAGAUUUGUGUUUUUUAGAGGGAAUGAGACAGACAGAAAGCUACUUGUGUGUCAUCAUUAAUCUUGCGGAUCAGUUUAACCCUAAUUCUCCCGGGGGGGGCCAUAAUGGCCCCCCCCUCGACAAUUUUCGCGAUAUAUCUGCUACGCAAAUUUCUUUGACCUCGCCGCUCACUGACUUUUUACUUUCAAGUCUCGCGCAAAUUUUGAGACCAAAUUUGUGACGCCCGGGUACGCGGUUACGACAUUACGCAACAUUAUGUAAGUGCAUGUCAGACCCAAAAUAGCUCAUAAACGUGAUUUCAUGUACAAAUCCAAUGCGAAUUGUGUAUUUAGCCAAAAUUCAUAAAUGUAUCAUUAUUUCUACUUUUACUGAUUAAAUUUAAUUAAUUUUGCCUUGUUUAUGAUCAGAAUUAAGCCUGGAACGAUUUCCAUUGAAAAAACAAUAAAAAGCAAAAAGUAAAAAAACAAAGAAAUACAUAAGAAAUUCAUAAAACAAUAAAAUACAUAAGAAAUUGAUUUCCAAACCGAAGUUUUUUUUUAUUGCGAUUGUUAAGAAUGCUACAAAGAAUAUUUUUACAAAAAAUUAGCAUUCUAGGAGCGUUAUUUAGUGAAUGAGAGCAAAAAGUAUGAUUUAUGCAUAAAUUAGCAUAAUUAAUUAAUAUAAAAUAAAAUCUCAUUAUUUUGGAAAAUUUUACCAUACAGCCUUGUAGAUUACAUCGCACACUACCAGCGUGCAAAUUUUUGCGUCACUCGCGCGAUCGGCGGCUGAGAUCUUAAGGGGGGGCCAUAAUGGCCCCCCCCCGGGAAUGACAAGAAUCAAAAUACCCCGGGAGAUUUAGGGUUAAGAUGUAGGGCUAUGCUGGCAUUACUACCGAAUGCAUACCAUAAUUGAAAUCAAUUUAUUAUUUUGUUUGCAGAGAACCAGUCAGAUUAUGUAAUUGUCACGUUUGUGAUAUGGUAAUAGAAUUCAAUUUAUUGCCUUUCUUAUUCUUGAAUUAUGCUCAUCUCAAACAAGAAUGUUUUGUAUUAGAGAAAGAAUGUUUCAGGAAGUAUUUGAGUAUUAGUUGAGUGAGGUAAGAGAUAUAUAACUCUAUGUUUCUAUCAUAUCAUUUGUUGAAGGAAAAUUAGAUAAUUUAUUUUUUGUAUAUUUUUGUAUCAUUGUAUUUCAUGUAAAUUCCGGUUUUGAGAUAUGACAAGUUGCAUUAUUAUAUUUCCAGUAUGCAACUUUCUAAUUUAGCUAGAUAUUUAUUAUAAAUAGACAAACUACCAUUUAGCUUUAUACAAGGCAUGUGAGAUAUGUUAAAUAUGUAAACCAUCCAUCCAUGGUUUAUUGUUGUAUUUUUUAUACACCCAUCCUACGGGACAUAUUAUGGUAUCACGCUCGGUGUCCGUCGGUUAACUUUUCCUUGUAAACACGAUAACUUAAAUUUAAAUUAACCUAAGCUCAUAUUAUUUGGUGUGUUUGAUACUAACAUAGAUCCCAGGAAGCCUAUUGAUUUUGAGGUUAAAAGGUCAAAUGUCAAGAUCACAGUGACAUGUUUUCAUCUUACCCUUCUGAAGUCCUUGUAAACGCGAUAACUUUAGUUUAACUUAACCUAGGCUCAUAUAAUUUGAUGUGUGUAAUACUAGCAUGGAUCCCAGGAAGCCUUUUGAUUUUGAGGUCAAAGGUCAUGAUCACAGUGACAUGUUUUCAUCUUACCCUUCUGAAGUCCUUGUAAACGCGAUAACUUUAGUUGAACUUAACCUAGGCUCAUGUAAUUUGGUGUGUAUGAUAUUAGCAUAGAACCCAGGAAUUCUAUAGAUUUUGAGGUCAGAAGGCCAAAGGUGAAGUCGCCACCUUCCACUUUUCUUGCUUGACCAAUAACUCCAUUUUCCACCUUACAUGGGGGCAUAUUAUGUGCUCGCCUUAGUGACACUCUUGUUUGCAUAUGUCAUGUAUAGUUCUUUUUGAAUUUGAGAUGAUAUUCUUGUGUAUGAAUGAUUAUGGCAAUAAUGAUGAAAAUCACAUUGACAAUUAUGUCAACAGAAAAUUGAUACAUGAAAAUAUGUUCAUAAAUUUAUGUUGAACAUGGCUAUACAUAUUUUGUACUAGAAUUAUAGCCAACUUAAUACCAUGACUUACUUCUAUGUAAUUAGAUAAAUUCCCAGGUGAAAUUUGGUGUUCAAAUCUUACUCUGUUUCUUUUUGUUACAUCCUUUCCAUUUCUGUGUCUUUAACGUUGUAUAGAUUUUCCACGUACCUUAUCUUUCCUCCCUCUUUCAGUUGUUAUGCUUCAGUGGAUCUGAGUUGCAAGGAGGAUGCAGAGAGGAUACAGUGGACAUAGAACAUAUGUUGUUCGUAUACAUCAUACACGGUGGAAAGUUCCUCCGUUCUGAAAGUUUUGUGUAGCUCAAAACUUUUUGUGCGGAUGAAAUCAUAGUGGAUGGAUGCUCGAAUGAUAGAGCAUAUGAAACACGUAUGCAAUGGGUACACAACAGAUGCAUAGCGUAUUCCAACGGAUGGCAAGAUUUUUUUACGUUUUACAUCCGCAAGUGGUGUAGGACCAGGCCUUUAUAUGUCUUGAAAUUCAUGUUGAAUUUAUGUUGUGCAAUAACAAUGUGUUUUGAAGCAGAUGAAAGAUUAUCUGAGAUCAAUUUAAGUAUUGCAUUUACGUCAUGUUUUUUUAAUUUGCCAUUGAAAUUUAUUUUCCCUGAUUCAAUUGGGGAAAUAAUUAGUAUCAUCGAGGUCAGUGACAAAGUUUUUCCCUCAAAAAAGGAUGGUGUUUAGUUCCAGUAUAUGUAAUACCCACCGAAUUAGAUGUAUAUCAGUGAAAAUAUGUUAAGUGUUCAGGAUAUUACAUAAGUGGUCGUCUGGUUCCUUGUAAUUUAAAUCGUGUUAUUCCCUAGAAAAUAUAUGAAAAUCUAUAUUUCAUCAAUGUGAUCAUCUGGAGGAUUAUCAUAACCUCAGUAAUUAAAGAGUUACAGAAAUGAGAUGAUUUACCAGAUUUAUGUUUGCUGCUGGUGCAAAAUAGGGAUUUAAAGAUGUUCAUGUUGGAGAAAUCUGUUGAAUAAUAAUGAAAAGUGUUUAAAAGAGUGCAAACACCAUCCAAAGUUGCUCAUAUUGCUAUUCAGGCAACGAUUCUCAUGUAUAUAAAGCUACAAAUUUUACCAAAUUAUUGAAAUAAACCAUUAUACAAUGCAAAAAGUGCAAAUAUUGGCUAGUUUAUAAUUUAAGUCAGCUUUAAUUUUUUUUUAUUUGCCAACACAUCAAGCAAAUUAAAAUUGUAACCAGCAUCCCGUUAUAUUUUCAGAGGUCGAAUUAUUACAAAAUAUUUUUAUAAUUAGAUUUCUUGUUAAGGAACAGUAUGUGGGCUUAUCAUUUAGGACUCAAGCUAUUUAUUGAAAUUGUUUAAUUCCCCAAAUUAACAGUGUUCUGAAGAAAACUUUUGUUGUGCAUGUUAUAGAUUGAUGGGAUGAGCAGUGGAAUCACUUUAGCCAGCCCAUUAUUAUUUCUCCCAUUUCUCUCUCCAGUCUCUUUCCCUUUCUCUAAUCCUCUCUUUCCCUUUCUCUAAUCCUCUCUUUCCAUCCUCCCUAAUCCUCUCUUUCCAUCCUCCCUAGUCCUGUUUAUCUAUACUCCUCUCCUGUUUCGCUCUUCACCCCUCCCUCUCUCACACCUCUAUUUUCAACUUCUUUACUCCAACCCUUCCCCCUCUUUUUGUUUAUUUUACCCUUUACCCUCAUCAUAUGAUGUUCUUCAAUGGGAAUUUCAUCAAGUUUAUUUCAUUUAGUUAUUUCAAGUUUUUGGUUGAUUUACUUCUCAAAGGUCUCAAAGCUUUUAUGCGAAUCCACAAGGACCAAAGCUGCUAUCAUUACUUUUAUUAAGCAUGUUGAACUAACUCCGUAUUCUAUGGAAUGUUUGUAGCAUGAGCAGAUGCAAUAUGUAAAGGUUUAUCAACGACUUGCAUUUCAUUAAAUUGAAAACUGGUGCUCUGAAUAAUCCUA